Lymnaea stagnalis (great pond snail) is the source of this 5909-nucleotide messenger RNA. Lineage: Eukaryota; Metazoa; Mollusca; Gastropoda; Lymnaeidae. The record is from the annotation of a GenBank genome assembly.
AGACUGCCAAGCCGCCGAGACGGUGUCAGAGGUCCGCACCCAGUGUCACGGGAAAAGGAACUGUGCCAUCCAGGCCAACGAGAGCAUCUUCGGCGACCCUUGCCCCAUGGGCACCCACAAGUACCUCACUGUGUCCUACGCAUGUGGUAAGUGCUGAAAAUUUGCAUACUACGUGUUAGUGUUACAGUAGUUUUCCCCCCUCCCCCAAACCACAUCGCGUGAGUGGUUCACAACAUCCAACUGAGGAGUUAACGUAAGGGUGUUAUGGGGGGGGGGGGAUAUCUAUUUAUAGACACACGUGAUACACUCUGAAAACCACCCAUGGCUCAAGCUAAAUUAUUAAUGAAUGUAUUUAGUGCCACAUUAGGACCUUCCAAGACAAACACGGCUCUUCAAUUCAUCAGUGUUCAAUAUUUCAUACAGGUUCCACAACACGACACAGGGUCAUUGGGUCACCCCAAUUCAGGCAGACCUUUCUUUUUGGGAUUCUCGCCAAAUUAUUUUACCAUAAACGUGUAUGGUUUUUUAUUUGUUUUGUUGUUUUUUUUGUUGUUUUUUUUUGUUUUUUUUUUGGGGGGGGGGGGGGGGGGGUCCCCUCUAUAUAAAUUAUUUAUUAAAGUGCUAUGCAUUUCCUAUAUGAGGAACUGCAUUCAAGGGUCGCGGCAUUAAGAAGGUUGAGAACCACUGCUAUAAUGAUAAGAUGCAGUAUUACUAGAAAACCGAGUUUUAUGGUACCAUACUAUAAUACCUGAGGCAAAGUUGACCUCAAAUUAAUGUUUUAAAAUCAAUUAAAUUAUGAUUUUUUUUUUUUUUUAGAAUUAGAAACUUUUAGAGAUGACAAAAAAGUGACGUCACAAUUUUUUACCCCCCCUCCCAAAAAGUGUCGCAUAUUCUCAACCCACCCCCUCUAAAGGUGACCUAAUUUGCCAGUGACCCCUAAAUGUGAAAAUUUACUUAUAAAAUAGUUUUAAAUAGAUAUUUAGCAAUGAUCAAACCUUGAUAAAUUACUACAAGGGGAAAAACGGCAGAGUCCAUUUUGACCCCACUCUCUACUAUAAUGAAAUAAAUCAUGUUACAUUCAAGUUUGAAUUAAUUUAUCUAUUUAAUAACUCAGGGAAAUGGACACUCUUGUGAAAUGCAUUUUAAAAAUUACACUUUGUUAACACAUUUUUAAUGUGCAUGGUUUUGAACUUUAAAAAUCGAAUAUCUCAAAACAACAAAAAUGUGACUCUGCCGUUUUUUCCCUUGUGGUCUUCAUAUAUAUUCACUUACACUUGCACCUUGGUGUAUUCUUCAUAAACUCACCAGAAUGAUCCAUGAAACCUUCAGUAAUCUUUUUCCCCGCUUAAAAAAAAAAAAAAAUCAUGGCUGCAGACAUCUGCACAACCUCAAACCCAGAAGCCUUAUCAUGAAGUCCUCUCCCCCCACUCCUGUAGACACUAUGUGUCAUUCAGACGACAUGCGCACGUGCUAAUGCUUCUGUUACCGGCAUAUGUGGGCUUUCAUCUCUGGUCUCAUAUGUUCCACUAUCGACUCGUUGUCGUGGCCCAAUCUAGAAAUGGAAAAUGCGUCCAUUUGGAAGGAAAAAGCAGCUGUACAUUUUCAUGUUGGACUGACAGAUUCUUGUAUUCCCACUGGUAAGGAUGUGGCAGCUGUAUCCCAGCCCAGUUUUCACCCUAGCCUUGGUAGAAAUCGAGGCUUCUAAGACUAUUGAAAAAGUGGAGGAGAGCCUUUUUAAGGUUAAAAGAUAAAUAAAUUUACCAGAUUUUGUUGAAAGCUGCCCCCGUGACGUACUGAGAGCAGCUGGUUUAAGCCUGCGCAACAAGUUGGGUGUAGUUUCUAGGAAUAGAAUUUUCCUUAUCAGAGUAGAAGAUGAACCGGGUACAUUUAAUCUUUGUCAGAUAGGGCAGAUUUUAUUUAAGUAAGGGGGGCAACAAUAUACACGUAGUCUAAAAUAGUAAAGUUGUUAUUUCCCUUUACAUCCAUUUAUAUAAUAUUCCGAGUUCCUAUUGGUCAAAUUGAAUUUCUGUGUUCUUUUAAAGAAAGUGACGUCAUUACAAAUUUAUGUUUUGCUUCACAUGAUAACUUUGAUACUGUGAUCAAAUAACUUUGAUAACUUUUAUACUUUGUUUAUAUACCUUUGACACUUUGAUAAGAUCACUUUUAUACUUUGUUCAGAUAACUAUGACACUUUGAUCAGUUAACUUUGAUAUUUUGAUCAGAUAACUUUGAUACUUUGAUCGGAUAACUUUUGUUACUUUGAUCGGAUAACUUUUGUUACUUUGAUCAGAUAACUUUGACACUUUGAUCAGAUCACUUUUAUACUUUGUUUAGAUAACUUAGACACUUUGAUCAGAUAACCUUGAUACUUUGUUUAUAUAACUUUAACACUUUGAUAAGAUAACUUUCAUACUUUGAUCAGAUAACUUUGAUACUUUGAUCAGAUAACUUUGAUACUUUGAUCAGAUAACUUUGAUACUUUGAUCAGAUAACUUUGAUACUUUGAUCAGAUAACUUUGAUACUUUGAUCAGAUAACUUUGAUACUUUGAUCAAAUAACUUUGAUACUUUGAUCAAAUAACUUUGAUACUUUGAUCAGAUAACUUUGAUACUUUGAUCAGAUAACUUUGAUACUUUGAUCAGAUAACUUUGAUACUUUGAUCAGAUAACUUUGAUACUUUCAGUGCCGAGAAAAAUCUUAAAGCAAAUCCACCAAAAGAAAAACCGCAAGAAGAAGAAAAAGAAGAAGAAGAAGGACCAAGAGAAGGUGACCAAGUUGCCAAGAGAUGACAAUUUCACAGACAUCUCAUCAUCAACACAGUCUGCCUCUGACAUUAGUUCAGCGCCAUCAUUGCCAGAGGUUUACGUGACCUUUGAGCAGCUGCCUGUGACAAAAGUGGGUGAGGAGGCAGUAACAACAGGUCAGUGAAACAGGAAAUGGUUUUGUCAAAAUAGGCAGGUGAAAUAUAUAACAGGUUUGUGACAAUAUGUCACUGAAACAUGAAGCAGGUUUGUGACGAUUAGUCGGUGAAGCACGAAGUAGGCUCGUGACAAUUGGUCAAGGAAACAAGAAACAUGUUUGUGACAAUUCAAUAUGUCACUGAAACAUGUUUGUGAUCGUUGGUAUUAAGAAACCUUGAUACACUUAGUCAAUUUAGGAUGGACAAGUCUUUACAGAUGGUUACUUUGUACACAAAUGUCAUGACAAUGGGGGAGUCUGAAUUAUUUCUUUUUUUUUUAUUUAACAAUUGUUCAUUAUUAUUUUUGAAUAUAUUUUUUAAUUUUUUUUUAUUUAUGUAAGAAAAUGUUUUUAGAGUGGCCAUCUUUAUAAAAUCUGUUUAUUAUAUUUUAUCAGGCAAAAAAGGCACCAAAUAUCUGCUCUGCUGCUUGUAAUUAUUGGUGUUCUGGUAACUAUAGCAACUGAAUUUUUUUUUCUUUUACCAGGUUCUGUAAGGCAAGAAGAGAACCAAAAAUCUUCAACACAUCUUGACGACAAAGCAACGGAUGACACAACAGUGCAGGACAAGAUUCCUGGACUGGAUGAUGUCACCUCAGUUGAUGAGAGGACAAGUGAGCUGGAUGUUAGCACAGUCCACCGAGAGGCGAGCAAUUUUGAUGAUGUCAUCAUCACAGAGCCUUCAACGGAGGAUUCAUCCACCGACACAAACAAGAAAACCAAUGAUGAAGUGUAUUAUAAAAGCUUUGAAGACAUCACAACAUCCGUCAUCUUAUCGCCCAGUUCAGCUGAUCAGCACAAAGACAAUAAGGAUGAUUCAGGCAGCAGGCAGCCGAAUGGAAACAAUGCAGGUCAUGUUAGAGAAAGUGGUGAGGAAUUCGAUAACAGCAGACCUCAUUCAGGCAGCAGUAACAACACUAAUCAUGUUGAGAAUGAGGAUAACAACAGUUUUGAGGAAGACACCUCUGUUGUUAGUCCGACGAGGUCUCCUCCGGUUGAGACAACUUACUCCACAGUGUCUACGAACAUUCACAAAGACACAGGUCCAGACCAUGAAUCUGUGUCAAAUUCAAAUUAUACAAUGGAGAAAAAAGACUCACCUUUUGUUACAGAGCGUAAUCUGACUGUUCUGUGUAUGAAUUAUACCCGUCCAGAUGUCAGGUGGGGUGGGAUGCAGAGACCAAGAGACCAUAGGACUAUUGGUUUUCUCAAAGACUGGCUUAGUAUUUGUCACUACCUCAAAAGUGAGUGCACUCUAUUUAUUGUUAGAGAUUGAUAAUUUUUUUUGUUUAUUAUCAAUUAUUAACCACUUCAUUACUGAUGAGGUCGACGUCGUGAUCACCCACUUUCAAUUACCAAGGACGUCACAUCGACGUCAUAACAAAAAUUUUAGAACUUUUCUGAAAUACCGCAGGACGUCACGUCGAUGUCAAAUUUCAAUGCUAUAUAUUUCCUUAUUCGUUAAUCUAUAGAGAAGUUAAAAAGCGAAUGGGAUAGAGAAUGAGAUAUACUGAAAAUUUCCUCUUUUAAUUUUGUUGUUGCUGAGUCAGCAAAAAAUUGUGCCCCCCAAAACCCUGCAGUAUUGAAGUGGUUAAUUAUUUUUCAAUAAUGAGGUUGUAACUAUCAUAAUGUUUCAGUCAGCUUUUAAAAAUUUUACUGUUGAGUUCAAGGGAACACAAAGUGCAGAAACAUUUAAUCAGAUCAUGAUAACAUUUUUAAAAAUGUGCGUUAAUACAUUUUUAUCUAUAAUAUAUGGAAAAGGAAUUUGGGGAUCCCCUCAAUCUAGGACUUAAGUUUAAUCUGUUUAAAAACUUCCAGUUAUAAACAGAAUUAUAUGUGAAAUUUAGUUAUCUAAUUUUGUUUUAAAUUUUGAGAAAACUUAUCUCAACAAUUUUAGCAUUGAGUAUAUAAUUUUUAUUUGCUGAUGCUGUCACAACGUUUUAAAAGAUUAGUCUAAAUAUGCCUGGUGGUAGAGCUCCCUAAAAUUCAAUUUGCCUUCGGCUGCAUCAAAGUCUGACACAUUAUCACAAUUAAAAUUAGACAUAACUUUUUCCAAAACUUAAAGAAUCGCCUCAUUUUUUUAAAAAAAUAAUAAUUUUAUUUGAAAAACAGCCAUCAGCCAUAUUGAUACAGAUUGCUGUAAUAUUAACUUUAAAGGAAAUGCUUGCCUAGUGUGUGGUUUUUAGAAAGGGGCAACUUACUUUUGUUACCAGAUUAAUAUUUUUUUCUCAGAGACCAAUAAAUUUGUUUGUCUUCAACAACAAAAUUUAGUGUCAGUUGUGACCACUGCAGUAUUGGUAGGACAUUUAAGUGCAGCAGUCAGUCCCAAAAAGUGUGUUUAAUUUUUUUUUCAGGAUCAAAGAAGAGAGAAUGUUAAAUCAACAACAAAAAUGUGUGCAGGAAUAGCUGCAGAUGUAAACAUUGAUCGUUUCACUUUUAUUUUAUAUCAACUUAAAUUUAAUUAUUUAAUUUUUUUUGUCUUUGCAGCACAUGAAGAAAAAGCUUGGCUUUAUUUCACGCUGGGGAUCUGCUUUGGUAUAAUUGUCAUGUUGGUAGUUGUCCUUGUUAAAGUCUGCUGUAACUUUCGUCGCAACAUCAGAGCCCGCCUGGAUGUAUCAGAGCCCACACAUCGCAGUGCUCACAUCAACAACCACAGCUCUCUUGAUGCCCCCAUGCUGGAACAUUCAGACUCAAUGGACAGAAUUGAAGUUGUUCGCUUUAGUCCUCGCAGCACACUGAGAAGUUUACGCAGCAACUCACAUAAUAGAGAUUUAGUAAAUUAUUACGGUUAAUAAAUUAUGAGCAAUAUUUGGGCACUGCUAGUUAAUAAAAAGUAAUUUUUUUUUUUAAAUAUCAUGAAGGAGAAUAUACAACCAGUUAAGAUUUUUUUUAGAUUUUCAAAAGUCAGUGAGGUAUUUAUUUUAUAAGAAUAGUUUUAAAGGAAAGUAUGGGGC